This is a messenger RNA of Haemonchus placei, 549 nucleotides long. The record is from the annotation of a GenBank genome assembly. NCBI's taxonomy places the organism in Eukaryota, Metazoa, Nematoda, Chromadorea, Rhabditida, Trichostrongylidae.
CUAUCUUCGUCGCUAUCUGAAAGAUCAUCGUUGGACUCGCUUUUGCUACGAACCGACGAUGACGGACGAUCGGUGGAUAGUCCUGGAGGCUCUGAUCGAGAGGGUGACACUCGAGGCGCUGGUGGAGAGGGAGUCACUUUGAGGUCCGAACCGGAACUGAUCUUCAACGGCGGCUCCGAUUUGGCCAGCUUUCUUGGAAGUGUCUCUAGAUGAAUAUCGUGAAUGGGAGGAGGCGGUGACUGAGGGACAGCAGGACAUCGCUUCUCAUUCCCUUUCCUCUCAGAUUCCUUUUCGGCUGUAGGACACGGACAUGCCGUCUUCGAGUCCCAUUUCAUGAAACCGUUGGAUGCUGGUGGUGAACCGAAUAAGUUCAAUGUUCCCUGGGAUGCAAGCGAAGUGGCAAAAGAUUUUUGUGACGUGGAUGGAUCGAUAGAUAUGGUCUCCUGCCAGUCUCUCAGUCGGCCAGUUCGCCAGCCAUAGCUGUCCACGAUUGGUUGGAAACUUGAACGAACAGUUGGACCUCGUGAUGCCGGAUCAAUAUACAUAUAG